Molecule: messenger RNA, 1551 nt
Organism: Aspergillus heteromorphus CBS 117.55
Lineage: Eukaryota; Fungi; Ascomycota; Eurotiomycetes; Eurotiales; Aspergillaceae
Product: FAD-dependent oxidoreductase
Exons: 2
Coding region: 18-1502 (494 amino acids)
Molecular function (GO): FAD binding; oxidoreductase activity
Source: RefSeq, a predicted model, not a curated record
CAACCUCAUCGCAUGGAAUGCUGUCCAACAUGGACGCCCUUCUCCGCCCUCUCUCUUUCCUUCUGCUCUUCCUCGCAGUGACAGCCACAGCCUCAGCCUCAUCUCUGCGACAAUGUCUCCUGGCCGCGGUGCAGAACGACGCGACCCUCGUCGCAGUGAACGGUGACCUCCUCUACCAGACUCUCGACGUGAAAGUCUACAACCUCAACUACCCCGUCACACCCGCAGCCGUCACCUUCCCCAAAUCUGCGCAGCAAGUCGCCGCCAUCGUCAGCUGCGCCGCAUCCCUGGACUACAAAGUGCAAGCCAAGAGCGGCGGCCACAGCUAUGCAAACUACGGCCUCGGCGGCUCCAACGGUGCAAUCAACAUCAAUCUCCAAAACAUGAAAUCCUUCAGCAUGGACUACACAAACUACCACGCUACCGUCGGCGCCGGGAUGCUCAACGGUGAGCUAGACGAAUACCUCCACAAUGCAGGCAACCGCGCCGUCGCACACGGCACGUCCCCACAAAUUGGUGUUGGCGGACACGCAACAAUCGGCGGACUCGGACCCACAGCGCGACAAUGGGGGAUGGAACUCGACCACGUCCUCGAAGUAGAAGUCGUCCUCGCCAACGGGUCCAUCGCCCGCGCUUCGUCCACCCAGAACCAGGACCUCCUCUUCGCGAUCAAAGGCGCGGGCGCGAGCUUCGGCGUCGUGACAGAAUUCAUUCUCCGCACCGAAAAGGAACCCGGACAGGCCGUACAGUAUUCGUUUACUUUCGGGCUCGGGAAUACGGCGUCGCGCGCGAGUAUAUUCAAAAAAUGGCAAACAUUCAUCACGCAGCCCUCUCUGAGUCGGAAGUUCGCGUCUAUCUUCACCAUUCUGAAGGGGAGCGUGGUUGUCUCGGGCACAUUUUUCGGAACAAGGACAGAGUUCGACGCGCUAGGCCUGGAGAAACAGUUCCCCGGAAUGACAAACUCCAGCGUGAUCGUCUUUACGGACUGGUUGGGCCUGGUGGCCAACUGGGCAGAGCAAUCACUCCUCGACCUGACCGGCGGCAUUCCUGCGAACUUCUACGCCCGAUGUCUCUCCUUUUCGGAGGAAACGCCCAUCUCCGCGGACGGAAUCGACAAGUUAUUCACCUACCUGGACAAUACCCACACGGGGUCCUUAAUCUGGUUCGUCAUCUUCGAUCUCGAAGGCGGCGCCAUCAACGAUGUCCCCAUGAACGCGACCGGGUAUGCCCACCGCGAUACCGUCUUCUGGAUGCAGUCGUAUGCCGUGACGCUGGGGAAGGUGUCGCAGACGACGUACAAUUUCCUCGAUGGCGUCAAUGAUGUGAUUCGGGAAAAUACGCCCGGUCUGGGCAUCGGGGUUUAUCCGGGGUAUGUGGAUCCGAGACUGGAGAAUCCGAGGGAGUCUUACUGGGGGUCGAAUCUGCCCGAGUUGGAGAGGAUUAAGGCGAAGUAUGAUCCGACCGAUGUUUUUCAUAAUCCGCAGGGCGUUUUGCCAGCUUGAUAUCACGGGUGAGAUGAGCUGGGAUGUAUUUACUCGUACAUAAUUUUCU